This is a messenger RNA of Letharia lupina, 783 nucleotides long. RefSeq lists its product as uncharacterized. The record is from RefSeq and is a predicted model, not a curated record. The coding region runs from base 1 to 783 and encodes 260 amino acids. The transcript has 2 exons. Lineage: Eukaryota; Fungi; Ascomycota; Lecanoromycetes; Lecanorales; Parmeliaceae.
AUGGCCACUAACAUACACACACAGACCCUCCUUACUCUGCCACUCGAGCUCCGCAACAUCAUCUACUCCGAACUCCUCUCCUCUAAGCGCUCUGAACCUAUCACGCUCUAUGACGACAGCAAAGGCCGCGAAAUACACUCUAACCUCUGCCCUUCCAUUCUUCGCACCAAUAAACAGAUUUACGAAGAAGCAAUUUGCCAUUUGUAUAACAAGAACACCUUCCUACUGAAACUCGACCACAAACGCCGUAUCUUACCACUAUUCCGAUCCAAUCGUACCCCUCCCACAGAUGUCUCAACAGAAGGCGAAUAUGAUGAUCGCCCGAGGAAGCUCGUACCCAUCCGAAUCAGCGCACAACAAUCUACAAAAGACUUCAUAAAGACAAUUGCUGGCACCUCCCCUCACAUCGAGCUGUUCAUCGGAGCGUUUUCGAUGUGCGGCGCGAGCAAGGACGGCAAGGUUCCCACGCAUAUUGGGAAAGUAGUCCUUGAUAUACUGCGACUACUAGCCGAGGAAGAAAUAGAGGAGGGUCUGGUGACUAAGAAGACUCUGAGAGUCAAGGUUCGCGCCAAGUGGAUUCCUGACAAUCUUUUCCUCGAUGAUAAGGGGCCCUCGCUGUCGCGGAAGGAGGGUCAAGCGCUGAAGGCUACGAUGCUGGUGCUGUUGAAAGAGAUCAUGAAGCGGAGAGUGGUAGAAGUCAAGGAGGCGGUGUUGAAUGAAGCGUUGGGCCGCAAUGAGAUCAAAAUGGUCGAUAUUUAUACGGGGGAACCGUUUCCGGAGUGA